Paramuricea clavata is the source of this 5819-nucleotide messenger RNA. The record is from the annotation of a GenBank genome assembly. NCBI's taxonomy places the organism in Eukaryota, Metazoa, Cnidaria, Anthozoa, Malacalcyonacea, Plexauridae.
GUUUUUCUUUAUAUAUUCUUGUUGGACUUGGAUAUUGAGUAUUUUAGCAUGAAAAGACGUAGGUCUCCAGUCAAAUAAAACAGCGAGAAAAUGGGCUCUAUGUUUGCGGAGGAAGAUUAUAUAAUGGUACGAUGCAGCGUGGAAAUAUUACUAAACAAUGGCUGUUUGGCUGCCAGGAAAUACCUCGUUGAUAAAAGGUUCUGUAUUCUUUCUUUACUUUAAUAAUAGGUUGAAAUGUUAUAUUAUGAGUAAAGAUAUGUACAAUAAACCAUUUCUACUUUGUUGCAAAGUUUAAACUUUAAAUACCAAGUUUGAGAUGUUUGCAUUUGAAUGUUUUGUGAUAUAUUCUAAUGUUUGUAUAACUGUUUUUCAGAAACAAAAGUUCUUUGCUCAAUUCUGUAUCAAGCUUCGUUGAGUUUCUGGUAAGCUUGGGUAUUUUAAAAUAGAUUGCUUAUUAACAGUUUUAUGCAAUUCUUUAAUUAGCCAGUUAAUUGAUCAGUUUCACAGAUUGAUGGUUAUUAUUGAUUAUUAUUAUUCCAAUUUUCUCAACUAAUUAAAUAGUUGAUGUAUAAUUCCUUUGUUCAUUGAUUAAUAAUUAGAUUAAUUAAGUUAGUAAUUGAUAGAUUAUUUAGUUGGUUAUUAAGAAAGUGGCUGAUUGCUUGAUUAGAUUGAUUGAUUAAUGAUUUCAGAGCUCGUUAUUGACAUUAGAUGAAACUCAUAUUGACGAAGCAAUCGGCUGUCUGAAGGAAACUCAGAGAUAUUGUAUCACACAGAGGAAUAUUUUAAAACAAGAGAAAUGUAGUGCUGAUGAUCUGAGGUUGUUAAUGAAUGAGAUUUUCUCCACUGAUGCUGAGCUAUACAUGGCAAUAUUGAGUAUCUUGAAACAAGGUAGGUCUGCUAUGGACCACUUGUCUCAACACCUUGUGUAUGUCAUAUGUGUCAGUUAGUGUUAGCAAGCUAACAGAUGGUGUUGAAUGUAAGAAAUUUUGACACGUAUAGGAACAAGAGAAUUAAUUUCUGAAUUGUAUUUCUUGCCUAAUAUUUUACAUGAAAACAUUUUUCAACAUGCUUCUGGAAAGUAGGUCUGACGAUCAUUGCCAAUAGAGCCUCAUUUUCAUAUUUGAGACCUUGAGUUUCAUUAUUAUCACAUACCCAAAACCUAGGCUCUUAAUAUUGCAUUUGGGUAAAUAUCAGGGUUUUGUAUCUAAUUUGAUAGAGUUAAAUGAUUGAAGGGGUUAUUUGUAAUGGAAAUAUGUUGUGAAACUUAUAUACAUUUAAUUUUUGUACGUACUGCAGGUUUGAAAGAUUAUGUGAAAGGCGCUUUCUUAAUACGAAAAUCUUGGAAACAGUACAAAAGGAAUUAUGAUAAAAUCUUAAAGAUUGGAGGCUCUUUUCUAAAUGUUAAUGGCAACUCAGAACAUCAACUUUGUCAUCUCCAUCAAAAUAAUCCUGAGGUCUUGUCAAAUGUAGAACAAGAGACUGUGAAUUCUGAUGUCUCAUGUAGUUGUUACAAUGUUGAAACAAAGACAGUUAGUUCUCAUGCUUUACAUGAAGUACAAGCAGCUAUCGCAUUUGGUUACGGUUUGUUUAACCUUGUUGUGUCAUUGACCCCUCCUAAAGUGCUACAACUUGUGCAGUUUUUUGGUUUCCAUGGCAACCAAGAACUGGGUCUGUGUUGUUUGAAGUAUGUCUGUGCCAGUCAGAAUGUCAAGGCUGAACUGUCAAGGUAAUUAUUGGUUUCGCUAAAUAAAUUAGUAAUUGAUUGAUUAGUUAAUUAUUGAUUGAUUGAUUGGUUAAUAAUUAAUUAAUUAAUGAUUGAUUGAUUGAUUGGUUAAUGAUUAUUGUUUAUUUAAUAAUUGAUUGAUUAAUUGAUUAAUUAAUUAAUGCUUCAUUAAUGAUUGAUUAAUUAAUGAUUGAUUGAUUAAUGAUUGAUUGAUUGAUUAAUGUUGAUUGAUUAAUGUUGAUUGAUUAAUGUUGAUUAAUUAAUGAUGAUUGAUGAUAGAUUGUUGGUUGAUUAAUUAAUGAUUGAUCACUCACUGAUGAUUUAUUGAUGAUUGUUUAAUGAUUGAUGAUUGAUCAAUUAAUGAUUGAUUAUAUAGACUUGGUCUCCUAUGGUAUCAUGCUAUUAUCAGACCAAUGUAUGCUUUUGAUGAUAAUGAUGUUGAAUGUGGUAAUUAAAUUAUAUUUGGUUCUAAUUAUUUUCUAAUUGAGUGAUUAUUUAAUAUCUGAUUGACAUUUGAGACUGUAAGGAGAUAGCCAUAAAUAUAAUAUACAUUGUGUGAAAAUGUUUGAUCUAGGUUUAGAAGAAGCUUCUCAAUUAUUGCAAGGUCUUCAAGAGAAUUUAUUAUUGUCUCCAGUUGCUCUUUAUUUUGAAGGUUUAUUAUUCCGUUGUAAGGUGAGCAAACUUCCUGACUUGACAAUGCAUGUGGUUGAAACAAGUAUGGUCAUAUUUCUUACUUCAUUUUCAAUUCAUUCCAGGGUAAUUUCACUGAUGCAACAAGAUCAUUAAACCUGGCUUUAGAAAAACCUCAGGCUUAUAAAGAGAUGAUCAUGUUUUGUGAUUAUGAAAUAGGUAAUUGCUAUCAUUUCUAACUUGGUUCAGUGUACAGUAAUUAUUUUUUUUAAAUUUCAACCAGAUUUUCUUUUUUAAUUCAUUCUAAUAUAGUCCAAAUUAUUAAUUUGCAUAUUUUUUUAACUUUCCAGGCUGGUGUCAUUUACUGGAGAUGCAGUGGGAUCUUGCUAUUCAGGCAUUUAUAAAGUAUUUUAUUUUGUGCUUGUAAAAUAAUUAUCUUAGAUUAAAAUUUAAAAUAAAUUAUUUUAACUUGUGCCUUCCUAAAUAUAAUUUCUAUUAUAUGAAAUUUAGAGUAAAAGAUGCGACUAGAUGGUCACAAUGUUUCUAUGUUUAUUUAAUUGGUGGUAUGUAUGUAAAUGUAAAUUUAUUUCAAGAAAUUGUCAAUUGUUUGCAAUGAAACUGUCUGUAGCAAUGUGAUAUCAUUCUAUAUUCCAGUUCUUCAUGGUGUCCAAAGCAAUACAAACGAAGCUGUAAUCUACUUCAGAUAUGUCCCUUCACUUGUCAAACGAAAAACGCCUCUAGCUGUGUUUUUGAUUAGAAAGGUUUGAACUUUUUUAGAAAGGAAAACUUUUUUAGAUUAUGAAAAUUGCUGUUCAAAUUGUAACUAUUUAAAUCAAAUUAGUACAUUCGAAUCUCUAAUUAACAGACGCCAGUGGGGAACGUUUUAAAUGUUUGUUAACCAUAGAGAUAUCUGUUUUUGAUGAGGUUUUAGAGAUUCUCAACUAUUUUAACCAAUUUUCAUUGUGUAUUCUAGGCCACGUGUUGUGUUCAAGCACCGCCAAAUGAUACAGAGAGUUUAAUUUUGUUGUUGGAAAUUAUUUAUUUAUGGGAAUGUCUCCCUACGUGUAGUUCUGUCACCUUGUCGUGCUUGCUCCAAGGUAAGACGCAAUGUCGCUGUGAAAUUGGCCCAACUUCCAAUUAGAAUUGUAUUUAGAACUGUUUCCAAUUUGCAGGCCUGGAGAAGACGGUGAAAGAUGAUUUUGUUGCGUUGAAACUAUUUCUAACUGCGUAUGUCUUACAUCGUCUUGGAAGAUUGACUCAAGCUAUUGAGGUAAGAUCCAACGUACUGUCAUAAGCUUUCACAUGUGCGUAAGACAAACGGCUUUGUAAAGAGCUUCACUGGUGUUCUCGUUAGAGUUCCAAUCCUAACAUCUGCGACACUUCCAAUUAUUUGACAAAAUUUCGUAAUAUCGCAAUUUUUGAAAAACGUCCCCCUUACCCCCACCAUUCAAUGUUGAUUGCAUUCCCCAGAAUACGGUUAAAGCAAUUGUACUACGUCCAACGUUGUUUUUUUAGGAGGUGGAGGAAUGAGUAAAUUAUUCCGGUCUAGUACAGUAAUAGUAAAAAAGGUCAUUGUGGCAUUAUUGUAGUACCUUUCAAUUCAUCUCUGAAUUGUGGGCUGAGACAGUCUGCUAUAGAAAUGCUGAACUGAGCUCGAGGCCAGUUCGCCGGUUAUCUAUUGCUGGCAAGUUUUGCGUACUAAGAUUUACAGUAUAUGAACAUUUUUUUGUAGUGUUAUAAAGAAGCAAUGACUGCCGGUGAAAAUAUUGUUGGCGAUAAACAUGUCUUACCAUUUGCUGCUUAUGAAUUGGGAAUAAUAUCUGCGAAGAUCUCACAAGUACGAGCCACUGAUCUAUGAACUUGCAAUGUUAACAAAUUGCGAUGUUGGUAAUCUAUUAAUAAAUUGUUUAUUUUUCUACCUCUAGUUUGACAAAGGACAAGAAUUUCUCAGGAAAGCGAAGGUAACGUAUUAUAUGCUAUUUGAAAUUGUGUUUAUAGGUAUUCGGAAAACCCAAGUAAUUUGCGAUUGUCGCUAAUUUCAUUACGAAUAUGGAUUAGGACGCAAAGUAAACACGUUUAUGCGAAUGGAGCGAAUUAGAAUGCGCUCGAAACGCAAAUAAGAACGUAGAGAAACACGCGUUGAACGCAUUGAAGAACGCGCUCUGCAUGCAUUCGUGUGUAGUGGAUAAAGUUACGUCGUAGCUCAACUUAACUAUAAUUUUUUCACUUAGUACUGCUAAUAAAGCAGAACAAACUGUUUUUGUGUGGUUGUUCAUAUUAAACAGGGUUCGUACAUGUCAGGAAGAGUUAAAUUCAAGGACUUUUCAAGGACAUUCAAAGCCAUGUAUCAGCAAAUUCAAGGACUAAAUACUGAAGAAGGUGUUAGAAAUCAGCAAAAUCUGACGUUGAAUUGUUCAAAACGUAACUUUAUAACGAGGUCAGAUAUGAACAUGCAAAAUCAGUUCAACAAAAUCUCCGUCUUGAAUGUCAAACAAUUUCAGAAAAUAUCCAAAAACUAAAGCAAGAAGAAUUCAAGGACAUUCAAGCACUUCUUUACAAAUUCAAGGACAUUCAAAGUCUUGAAUUUUUGUUUUCAAAUUCAAGGACAUCCAAGGACUUUCAAGUUUUGUACGAACCCUGAUUAAAGAUGUUCAAAUGCGAUUCUUUUGUUGAUGUAUGUGAUUUUCUUCUCCAGGAAACAUGCAGUGGUUAUGAUUUUGAAAACAGACUGAAACUAAAGAUUGACAUCGCGAUGAAAAAAAUGGAAGAGCGAGCUAAGAAAGACCUGGUGACGAGUGACAGCUCAGGGUAACUUCAGCAUGUGAUACUUGAUGUAGGUCAGUGUGCUGGUAUGGUACCACGUACGAGGUCCUGGACAUAAUGACGUCAGUACAGAGUACCAACAUGUGAGGCAAUACUUGAUGUAAGUUAUCAUCAUGGACAUGAUAUCAGUAUAAACUGGCAAGCAAACAAGAUAUGGUAGCUGAGUGCACACAAGACAAUCUGGUACAGAUACGAGGCUGGCAAUCGCCAUCCAUUCAAUCACUUAAAGCCACGUGACUAAAUUAAAUUGGAUCAGGUUGACUGAUUGUGAACUUCCAGUCUAGCCCUCUCACAAGCUCUCAUAUUGUUUCCAUCCAUAUUUGGAAAUUAUCAUUUGGCAGAAAUAUCUAGAUAUUAACUGCAAGAAAAUACAAGGUGGUACAAAUGUAUUUAAAACUUCUACAUACAUCAAUUACAACAUACAAUAUUUUCUAUUUAUACUAUGUGCAUACCUUAAUAAUAAUUCAUUAAAUAUCCACUUCAUAAUUCAUCAUGAAAAUAUAGUUUGACAAAUUUAUGCAAUGAAUUUAAAGUUCUGUCUUCAUUGUAGUAAUAUCUAUAGCCUUCUUUAAACAGUAUCAAAGUUGGGUACUGAAUUAUCUAGCAAGAGAAACAAUUACAGAUAAGUAAUGAUUACUCAAAC